Messenger RNA from Tripterygium wilfordii, 1286 nucleotides. RefSeq lists its product as uncharacterized. The transcript has a single exon. The record is from RefSeq and is a predicted model, not a curated record. NCBI's taxonomy places the organism in Eukaryota, Viridiplantae, Streptophyta, Magnoliopsida, Celastrales, Celastraceae. The coding region runs from base 216 to 1157 and encodes 313 amino acids. Gene Ontology annotation, biological process: defense response.
AUCAGACACAGAUUUGAGAUUCCUGCCUGUGGUGCACUUUUUAAGAGAAAAAAAGUAUACAGGAGGCUACUUUUUAAAUGAUGCUUGUGUUGGGUUGGGGAUAAGAAUUCUCUCCCCAGGAAAGUAAAGUAGCCUUGUCCAUACUGCAAAACAUUCUCACUUUCCUCAUUGAAAUAAAAAAAAACCCCUCCUCUUCUCCAUCUCUACCUCCUGAUAUGGGGAAGAUCUGGAUCGAAGUCUCCAUAAUUUCUGCUCGCGGGCUCCGCCGUACUUCUUCAUUUUGGAAGCUUCAAUGGUAUGCUGUUGGUUGGAUUGAUCCUAAUAACAAAUAUUGCACAAAGAUUGAUGCUUCUGGAAAUGCAAAUCCUGUGUGGAAAACCAAGUUUGCUACAUUGGUUGAUGAUUCUAACUCGCAGGACAUGGCACUGAAUGUUGAAGUUUACAGUAGAGAGCCUAUUUUUCUCAGAGAAAAGCUUCUGGGGACUGCAACUGUUUCCUUGAAAGAGUUUCUCUCUAAGUACAACCAGAGUUCUGAGUCCUCCAAGCCUGGAAAUGAAGAGGUAGGGAGCUAUCAACUUCGCCGGAGAAAUUCUGGCAAACCUCAAGGAUUUGUUGAUGUUUCAAUCUACAUUUCAGAGGAAAGGGAAGAAUCAAGUUCAUAUCCAGGUCCAGGAAAUCAAGGAGGAUUUGUGCUCAUGGAUAACAGGAAUAAUACUGCUUUAUCUAUUGAGGGGAGAUCAGGGCAAGCCUACAAAACAGAGAAGCCUCUAUCACAAUCAAAUUAUCCAUAUACUCAUCCAAUGCCAUACCCAUCAAAUUAUUUGAGACCACCUGUAGCUGGACCAAGCUACCCGUCGGCCGGCGGACCGAGCUAUCAGCCACCUCGAAUUCCUCCACCACCACCUGCAAACAUUGGUUACAUACCUACUUUCCUCCCUGGAACAGAUCAUUCUAGUGAGAGUUAUGUGAAUAUGCCAUCAUCUGUAGCAGCGCCCGGAAGAGGAGGCCCAAGACCUGGUUUUGCAAUGGGGGCAGCUGCUGGAGCACUCGCAGCCGGUGCAGUCAUCUUAGGUGAUGACUUCAUGUCAGGAUUUCAGGUUCCUGCAGGCUUUCAAGAUCCUAGUCUAACUAUAACAACUGAUCCUCCAUUCUGGUAACAUAGUUACAAUUUCCUGUAAUCAUGCUUUACUGCUAUAAUCAAACUAGUACAUGUUUCUUCUCCUUUUAGCACUGAAAUGAGCUGUUUCACAACUUUAUUAUUGAAAGAAUUUAACUUCUUGCAAGAA